Pecten maximus is the source of this 6363-nucleotide messenger RNA. RefSeq lists its product as uncharacterized. NCBI's taxonomy places the organism in Eukaryota, Metazoa, Mollusca, Bivalvia, Pectinida, Pectinidae. The transcript is spliced from 13 exons. Bases 110 to 2608 code for a protein of 832 amino acids. The record is from RefSeq and is a predicted model, not a curated record. Gene Ontology annotation, molecular function: catalytic activity.
ACGAGAUUUAUGAUCAAGUGACCUGCCAUUUCCGGGAUGAAGUAGGAUGAAAACUGAGGAAGAGAAAGACGGUUUCUGUUUGUGAUGCUGGACAGAAAUUGUUGUUACAAUGAGUGAAAUAGCUAAUUCUGCUGAGUACAAGAGCUUUAGGAGCUCAGUUCCUAUGAAAAAGUUUAUUGUAGAUGAUGAUCAAACAAAAGAGUGGGCACUCUAUGAUGCAGGGCCGAAGAGUGUAAGAUGUCCGAUGAUUUGUUUCCCUCCUGCCAGUGGAACUGCUGAUGUUUACUUUCGUCAGGUGCUAGCACUGUCUGCACACGGUUACAGAGUGAUUGCUGUGGAGUAUCCCGUAUACUGGACAAUGAAAGAAUUUUGUGAUGGCUUUAGGAAGUUGUUAGAUCAUCUACAGCUAGACAGGGUCCAUCUGUUUGGAUCAUCACUUGGUGGUUUCCUGGCUCAGAAGUUUACAGAGUUCACCAAUUUGUCUCCUAGAGUGGCAUCUCUGAUUUUGUGCAAUUCUUUUUACGAUACAUCAAUAUUUCAGCAGACAAACUCAGCUCCAACGUUCUGGAUGAUGCCUGCAUUAAUUCUCAAGAAAAUGGUGAUGGGGAACUUCGAGAAGGGUCCCUCUGACCCCAGUAUAUGUGACUCUGUUGAUUUCCUUGUGGAAAAGCUGGAUAAUUUGUCCCAGCAGCAGUUGGCUUCCCGUCUGACAUUAAACUGUAUGAACUGCUAUGUAGAACCUCAAAAGGUGUCUCAGGUCCCCAUCACCAUCCUCGACGUAUUUGAUGACUGUGCCUUGUCCUUCUCUGCACGAGAGGAAAUGUACAAAUGUUACCCAGAUGCCAAAAAGGCUCACCUAAAAUCCGGAGGAAAUUUCCCUUACCUAAGUCGUUGUGAUGAAGUUAACAUCUUUAUACAAAUUCACCUGAAGCAGUUCCAGGGAAUGAGAUAUAGUGCCAGUGAUAGUGUGCCGUUGACAGAUGAGAAUGAAUCCUCAAGAGAACAAAUAUCAGUUGUAAGAGGUAUAGGCUGUAUGACUUGCUGCAAUGCUAGACACAUUGUUCGUGUAUCACCAGCUCCUGACACUAAUCCCGAUAUCAUUGAGAUUAGAAAGGGCCGUUACCUGAGGGUUCAGCAUUUCAAUAAACAAAAGAGAGAUGGCAAAUUUGAAAAGGAAAUGCAGAUGUUCAUGGAAUACAAACACACAGGGAUGCUCCCAAACAUUGCCACACAUUUGAGUAAACGACGAACUAAUGGUGAGAAAACAUCCACUCAAACUACUCCUAACAAAAGCACUGGCAAUGAUGACAUGUCCAGGUCUCAUGUGUCUAACGAUGCUUCAAAUGAUGUAAUAAAUAGUCUUCCUAAUGGCAACACAAACAAUGAGCGACCAUUGACAGAAAAAAGUAUAACCAGUCGACAAACCAUUCCGACUCCGAGUAGAGGUAUUUCACAGGCUUCCCAUGUAGACAGUCAGAGUGUCAUGUCAUCUUCCAAUGUAACUAUAUCUGUGGAUCAGCAAGGAAAACGCAUAGAUCUAGGCCACGUUGAUGCUGGGCCUACCAUAGAUGAGGGCAGGGAGUCUGAAACUUCCCAUAGCAAACAAAGUCUAGCUGAUAAACCACCACUACACUCGCAUGCUGCGGGUAAACUCAGUGGAAAGGAGAUGCAGAGCAAUGGUAUAGACAAAAGCAUGGUGUUAUUUUUCAUUCAUGGUGUUGGUGGAUCGUCGGAUGUCUGGAAGUCACAGAUAGAUUAUUUUUCUGGUCUUGGGUAUGAGAUUGUGUGCCCUGACAUGAUUGGACAUGGAUUGAGCUGUGCUCCAGACAGACAACAAGCGUACCAUUUUGAUGAGAUCCUUGCAGACCUUGAUGAGAUAUUUGAUAAAUACUGUAAAAGAAAGAACGUCAUUAUUGGACACUCCUAUGGAUGUGCAUUCGCCACAGUGCUGGCCCGACAACGUUCCAGUCGUGUCCACAAGUUGAUCCUAGUGAGUGGAGGAGGACCUAAUCCUCUGGCACCCCAGCCAGGUGUCUUCUCCCUACCACUGUGUAUGCUGUCCUGUAUCAAGCCAUGUCUUUCAUGUUGCUUUCAUCGGAGAGCUUUUAAGUCCAGUUCUGAAUUGCCAGUAUCUAAGGAAACAACUUUCGACAUUCCGACAUAUGUGCUUAGUUACAUCAUGAAUGGUCAGUACUGGCCAGACGGAGAUGACAUGUACCACAGCUGGAUAGCUGUCAGUACCCUUCUAGUAUACGGACGCCAUGACAUCUUUGUCAGUCUGCAGGAGGAGGAGGAAAUGAACAAGGUAAUCUAUGGUUCCCAGUUGGAGGUAGUCGACCAUGCAGGACACAUGGUAAUGAUAGAAACCCCGGACGUGUUCAAUCAAAUCGUACAUACCUUUAUAGAUGAAAGCUGGGCUCUACAAGCCUCUAGUCAACAGGCCCCUAACACAGGAACUGAUGAGGGGUCAAGCUCCGUGCCCGAAAGAAGUCAUACUCCACAUACUGAUCGUUUACCCAGCAGGGCAAGUCAUCUGUCUAUCAGAUCUGCGAAGUCCACCAAAUCCACCAAGUCCAUGCCUAGAGGUGUGUUGUCCAUGAGAAGCUAGCUGGAGUCAUAGUAUAGGUAUUCAAUGGAAAACAUGUUUCCACCAUAAGAUGUUUACCAGUUUUUACAAUUGUAUAUUGAUAAUACAACUUUCAAACCCAUGUCCUUUGUACAUGUCUUCAGGCGUGUAGAAAAGGAUAGAACACCAGUAUUUUUUAAUCAAUUUGACGUGUCAACUUGUUGAUUUUUGUACUGACGGCCAUAUUGAUAGUGUUACACCAAAUUUGUGAUGUUCAGACUGUGAUAAUUUUUCCCUCCUGGCAGUUUUCUGUCUCCGUUGUUAUACUUUAUACACAUAAAUUAUAUUUUAUAUUUAGUGUAAUUUUGUGAUCAGUGCUGAAUUUUUGUGCAUGAAUCCCAGAAAUGUCCUCCAAAUGUCAAGAGAUCUGGAUUUUAAAUAUUAGUUACCCAUUUAUUAAUACCAUAUUUGUACUGUACUUGUGUAUUUGGUUUGGGGCCGCGGUGGCCGAGUGGUUAAGGUGUCCCGACACUUUAACACUAGCCCUCCACCAAUGGGUUGCGAGUUCGAAACCUACGUGAGGCAGUUGCCAGGUACUGACCGUAGGUCGGUGGUUUUCUCCGGGUACUCCGGCUCUCCUCCGCCUCCAAAACCUGGCACGUCCUUAAAUGACCCUGGCUGUUAAUAGGACGUUAAACAAAAACAAACCAAAUGGUUUUAAUAUGAGUCGCAUUAACAGAUUUUGUAUACUGCACAUGCAUAUAAGAUGUAAAACUAUUAAGUAGUUUGAGAUUGUUACUAUACCCCUGGUUGGUUUGUCGGGAAAUGAUCACCAGAGAUACAGCUGUCUUUAGUGAGUAGGGAGAGUUCAUCAGGAUCCCGAAUAUUAGCAUAUUUGUACCAACUUCCGAGCAAGAUAAAACUAAUACAUGUACAUGGAUUUGAAGGGUAAAUAUUUGAAUGGGCGAAUUUUACAGAAAGAGUUAACAUGAGAAUGUAAAAACGUUGAAUUAUGAAUAUUGUAAAUUAUAAACUUUAUUUAUUUUACAACAAUUUCAUUUGUUAUCGGAGGUCAACCCCAUACCUUUUCACUUCUGAUCUGAGAAUCAAACCCUUGUAGCCAAGGUGAAUGUUGGUGUGUUACUCGCUGCACUUAUAUGUAGCUACCAACCACCCAUGAUUAUAGUACAGGUUUUGGAAUGAAAAGUAUUUGGAUAGUGAAAUUAAUCUCAGUAUUAUAAUGACAGCUAUGACAGCUAACUUGUGUGUUAGUGUUUAGAAUAUAUUCCCAUGUCACUUUUUUUUUUUAAUUAUUGUUUCCCAUGAAAAAUGUUGUUCACCUUUAAAAACACAUACAUCCUGUAAUGUUCAGUAAUUGCUGCAGAUAUUAUUAUUAUAUCAAUAACAGGAAGAUUUGUCUCAGAAUUUAUGUUUGAAAUCUGAUGAAAGAGAAAACUCCAUUAUUAUUUAAAUGAAUCUCAUCAAGCUUUUAUUCAAACAAAGAGUGUAUAAUGUUAAAAAAAUUAUUCAUGUCAGAAAAUUUUAGAUUAAUAAUUUAAUCCAGUAAUAUGUAGAUUAAAAUUUAGAUCAUGAAUAGAAAUAGAAGUUAAAACUUGUAUUAGUUAAUGCUACCCUGUAAUAAGCCCUGAAGGCAUUUACAUCUGCUUUGACUUGUAAGUGGGGGUUGACCUAAUUAUUGCAAGACAAGGAAACUUUUUCUUAGUAUUAUCACUGAGCUGCAAUAUGAAUAGGCUUAUUACCAGGGAUAGGCUUAGCUUAUUGCAGGAGAAACAUGUUAACAUAUACAUUGUAUGAUGUUUUCUAGUCUGAUCAAAUGAUCUAUAACAUUUAUUUAUUGUAACUGAUUAUGAUUUCUCGGUUGUGAUUUGUGUUUCUGAACGUUUCCUUAGAAACCUCAGAUACAAUGUUAGUCAGGUGGAAAAAUAUAUUUGUAAAUUGAAAUAAAUUAAAGUUGUCUUUAUUUUCUUUUUCGUUAUUUUACAAAUAAUUUCUUAACAAGUUAAACAAUGUAUUUUAAUUUUUGCACAGAAGAGAAAAAAAUCUCAAAAUGUUUUGUCUUUUCUCCUGUCAAUAAAUAGAAAAUGUAUUUUAAUAGGAUAAACCCGAUUCGUUCCCGUACGUGGACAAUUGCGUCAAAAGAUUUGUCUGAUAAAGUGGAUAAAAUUUAAGUAGUAUGAGUUGUUAAUUAAAGACAAAAUGCCAUCGACAGAGAGUUAUUGUCUAGUGUAUAUAUGAAAACUUUAUAACGUAUAAAUAUCCCAUACUAUAUAUACUUGUAUAUAGAAGUACACAAAACCAUUGUACGACCAAAUUCUUUUUCCGGCAAUAUGUUUUUUUUUGUAUUUUGUACAUAUUUUGCUUUUUUUUCUAUUCAGAUUUGUACCAAGGAUUAUAUAUAUUUUUUAUUUACAUUUGUACUUUAAAUGUUUAAUUUUUAUCGAAUUGUUGAAACAAAACAGAAUGUGUGAUAGAUUAAAGUUGUUUUUAUAUAUCUAUACUGUGACUGUACAGUGGAAAAACAAACAUACAAAAGUGUUGUGUAGAAGUACAUAACAUAAUACAUACAUACUGGUAUUCAAAAAAAUAUUUGAAUAUUUUGAUUUUCACGAAAUCCAUUCUUUAAUAUAUACACUAGCUGUAGUACAUGAUGAAAUCAAAUUGCUUUCUCAAAUUAUUUAUGCCACCUUUGGCAUUGCUGUAGCUCUCCCUUUAUUUGUUAAGUGUUCGUGUAUUGGCAAAGAACUACCUGACAUAGAACACUAUGAAUGAUAGGAGGUACUGCAGAAAUUUACAUUUUACUUAUAUCUCAUUUUAUAGUAAUUAAUAUCUGCUUAAUAUUAAAAUGUUUGCCUUGUUCUCCUUUGAAGAACUAUAUACAUUGCAUGUAUGCAACUGACAUUUUAUUAGUGUUGCCAUUGUUUGUUUGUUUGUUUAAUAUCUUUUAUUUAAUUGGUAUAUGCUGUGCUAGCUACUUAAACAGGAAAUUUAAAGAAAAUUCUACAAUUUUGUUUUAUUUGGAUUGCGUACUACAGAGUAUGGGUUGUUUUUUUCUAAUGUUUUCAAAAAUAUGUGAUCUACUGAAAAUCAUCUUGAAACUUAUGCAAAAAUGGAUAUUUCAUAAGAUUUACAAACUAUACAAACUACAUGUUUUUGUUACUUAGAUAACAAUAGAAUGACAUUUAAUGUGUCACAUAGAAAUGUUCAAGACUAGAUGAUGGUCAGAUUGUUUUUGUGAAAUUUUAAUACAUUGUUGUAAAAUGUUUGAAGAUUAAUUUCUGUUUCCUAUGAAAUCAUGGAGUACGAUGGAAGAAGAUAAACUUUGCACAUCUCGAAUUGUAUGAAGUGUAAUUCAAUUAAAAAUCCUUGCCUGUUGAUAUUGUUACUGAUAAUCAAAUCAAAGCACAAUGAUGUAACUAUGCAUAUGUUAGAUUAGUAUUAAUGUAUUAAUGUGUCACCGUUGGUGGUUGUGAGAGGUUCAGAAAAUGUGAUGUUCUUUUCUUUAGAGAUAACAACUUAAAAUAUGGAGCAUGUGGACAUGCAUGGCACCGUGUAAAAAUAUAAUCAUCAUUGUUUAAAAUGUUUAACCCUAGGAUCUGACCCCCAGAUCACUUAUGAUUAGAUUUUAUGUGUACCCUGUAAUCGAUAACUUAAUAUAUAGCCUACAAAAUUAUUGAUAUUUCUGUCAGAUCAUGACAGUUUGUUGUUAAGGAUGAAAAUGGGGUAAAAAAAAAGAAAGAAGAAAAAUGGAUAACUUGAUUAAUUUGGAUGUAUCAAAA